GGACCCUACAGCGCGCAGGGCAACUUUCUCUCAUAUUGAUACGCGCGGCUCUGGCUUUGCGCUAAAGCACGACGCCGUCGUGGAAGAAACUGAUGAGAUUCUAAGUAAAGAAAAAAAAAACAGCAUCAAGAAGCAAAACAAAACGAUUGAAGGAUUUUUCGAGAGAUUAUUCUGUUUGAGCCAAUAAUGAUCUCCACAUGCAUGACAGGACAUCCUCUUCUUGCCGUGUAAUUAUACAGCUGUACGUGUAGGUCCGACUCGUUACCUAAAAUUCUCAUUUGACACAGAGAUGGAUCUGUGGGGAGUUUAUCUGUUUCAUCUCAUAACUUUGGCUCUGUUAGAGGUUAUUAUGGCCGGCAGAGACUGCUUGGUGGCUGGAGACUCUUGCUCGAGCGAUGAGACUUGUAGUCCACGUUUGCGGACUUUACGUCAGUGUGUGGCGGGCAACGGCAGCGUGAAGCUGGGCCCUGGUGCCAGGAGCCAGUGUGCCAACGCAGUGUCUGCCCUACUUUCCAGUCCCUUACAUGGCUGUCAGUGUAAACGAGGCAUGAAGAAAGAGAAGAACUGCCUUAGCAUCUACUGGAGCCUUCAUCAGUCCAUCAUGCAUGGACUCAAACUGGUGGAGAGUUACCCCUACGAGACAGUGCAGAGGAAUUACGACUAUGUCCGCUUGGCCUCAAUUACUGCUGACUCUGAUGUUGGCAUGACAACUGUGAAUCGCUGCCUGGAUGCAGCCAAGGCUUGCAAUGUGGACGACUUGUGCCAGAAGCUCCGCACAGAAUAUGUCUCAGCUUGUAUCAAACCCACUGCCAAGUCGGGCUUGUGCAACCGGCCUAAAUGCAAUAAGGCUCUGCGCAGGUUCUUUGACCGUGUCCCUGCCGACUACACACAUGAACUGCUAUUCUGCCCCUGUACGGACAGAGCAUGCUCAGAGCGUCGAAGGCAAACUAUUGUACCCAGCUGCUCAUAUGAAAGCGUGGAAAAACCCAACUGCAUUACACAGAUGAGGUUCUGCAAUGCUGACUAUGUGUGCAGGUCUCGCCUGGCACAGUUUCAGUACGAUUGCGAACCCUUCGAAAUGUCUGCCAAUGGCUGCAAGCAAGGGAACUAUGGAGCCUGUCUCCUCGCCUACACGGGGCUCAUAGGAAGUACAAUAACUCCCAACUACGUGGACAACUCCACAUCCAGUGUGGCUCCAUGGUGCUCCUGCUCAGCCAGUGGGAGCCAGAGAGAUGAGUGUGAAAACUUCCUGGGAUACUUCACUGACAACAUCUGCCUCCAAAAUGCUCUAAUGACAUUUGGAAGCGAAUCACAGCAGCAGCCAACUCUCAGCCAGUCCAGUACACUGAGUCCCGGCCUCAGCAGCAGACAAAACGGGAGCACCACUCCUCCACAAGAAACCACAGAAACCACAAGGAACAUUCUGGAUACAAUAAUACCAACACAGGCCCUGGGAAAUGAACUACUGGUAGGCCAGUCCACCCUGCCAUCCAACAGCCUCCCAGUCUCUGCUUCACCUCCCAGCCUAAUGCUUCAAGCUGCCUUAGGCCUUCUGUUGUUGUUCCUUCAUCUGCUAAACAAUGGACACUAAAGUCUGUAUGACUGUGCGCUGAGGACCUUCCUCGUUUCAAACAGAUGGGAGGACCAGUGCAGUUCGAAGGAAAAUGGAUCGUGGGGCAUUAGUCCUCCCUCUAAAUAUGUACAGCAAUUCUGUUUUUUAUUAUUAUUAUUAUUAUUUCUGUGUCCACGUGGUCCAGUUCCACCUGCCUGUGUUCUCUCUCAGAGUGUGCGAGACUUCUGCAGACCGAAGCCAGCCUGUGCAUUUGUACUUUGUCGUUGCAAUCAAAUCAAGUUGAAAUGAAGUCAGACUACUGCUUUUGGGAACUAACCCAGUUCCCAGCUAUCCAACUGUAUCCAUUUUCUAGAGUUAUUGUGCAAAAAAUAUAUAAUGCAGAUGUGUAUGGAAGUAUGACAGUAUCUGUGAAGAUUUGUUUUAUCAACAGAAGCUCUUAUUUGACAUAUUCUAAAGGAAAAUGGCUGGAAUAAACCAGUGAUCUUUGUGGCCUCUCUGUACUCAAUGCGCAAAGUGAUUGAAAAGCUGCUGGAGCAUAAGGGGCUUUAAUACCUCUCUCCUCCGAUGACUGAAAGAGGACCAUUAUUUCUGACCAACACUGGAAUAGUGGAGAGCCCGACAGACAAUAGAACGACUAUUUGCUCAGACAUCUUGGACAAAUGUCAUGAUUCAUAGCUGUCCAGCAGUACAAUCUAGAAGAGCUGUACAUAAGAUAAACCGUGACAACAAGACAUUUGCCCUAUUUCAAAUCUUUUGCAUCACUUUGUUUGUUAUUUCUAAAGAUAAGCUAUUCAUCGAAUAUAGAAGUUUUUUUUUUUGACUGGAAAGGAAAAAAAAAUUCUCUAUACCUGUAGCUGCUGUAGUACACGUUUGUGAGCAGAAUACCCUUUAUUUCUCAUUGUGUAUGUGAGCAUUGCUGUGCAGGGCUCUUAGUUGUUCCAUAGAGGGAAAUGAAAGGUUUGUGUUACUGAGAGUUGCCAAUAUCAGUAUGGAGCCUGUUUGAGAUUGGAUAGUUAUGAAUGAUUCAGUAAUUUCUCCUCUGGGAACCAGUGAAUUCUGAAUAGGAUCAGAGGUGCUGCAAAUAAAAGUUCUCAGCUCAUUAUGUUUAACCAUUAGCAUCAUUCAAACUUUUUUUUUUUUUUGAAUGACCCGUGCUUUGUUUGGUGCUUUGAGGUACUGAAGUCUCAUGUUUGCCUAAACUAAUACUCAUACGCCUUCCACAAGUACUCUGGAGGCAAAUUUUAAGUUGAGAAUAUGAGUGUUUACAGCAUAAUCAAGACAUUUGUGACCUCAGACAUUUUAAAAUGAUUCUGUCUCACUGGAAUCUCAUCAGUCGCUUCACUUCAGCUGCUGCACAUACAACCUGCAU
Molecule: messenger RNA, 2942 nt
Organism: Scatophagus argus
Lineage: Eukaryota; Metazoa; Chordata; Actinopteri; Scatophagidae
Gene: gfra4b
Product: GDNF family receptor alpha 4b
Exons: 8
Coding region: 290-1591 (433 amino acids)
Biological process (GO): nervous system development
Cellular component (GO): external side of plasma membrane; signaling receptor complex
Molecular function (GO): signaling receptor activity
Source: RefSeq, a predicted model, not a curated record